This is a messenger RNA of Scatophagus argus, 3002 nucleotides long. RefSeq names its product calcium channel, voltage-dependent, beta 3b (gene cacnb3b). Bases 350 to 1516 code for a protein of 388 amino acids. The record is from RefSeq and is a predicted model, not a curated record. Gene Ontology annotation, molecular function: protein binding; high voltage-gated calcium channel activity. Gene Ontology annotation, cellular component: voltage-gated calcium channel complex. Gene Ontology annotation, biological process: calcium ion transmembrane transport; regulation of voltage-gated calcium channel activity; chemical synaptic transmission. NCBI's taxonomy places the organism in Eukaryota, Metazoa, Chordata, Actinopteri, Scatophagidae. The transcript has 14 exons.
UGGUCUGUGUGAAAAGUGCGGUUCUUGCAUAUUUUAUUAAGAAAACUGUCAUCUAUCCAUCCGCGUGUCCGUGUGCGUGUGUGGCUUUGUGUACACUCAUCGAUCACGCCGCGAGCGCAUGAUGUGCAGCGCAGGUGCCGCCGGAGCUUCACGUCCAAAUGAACCGCGGAGUCGUAUAGCCGAGCCCUUCUCCUCUUGUGUUGUGAAAAUGUUUGGACGGGGCGCUGUGCUGUGCCUUUAGCUGAUGCCUUUACUGUCAAAAAUGAAAAGCAUUUAAAAAAACAAAACAAAACUGUGGCUUUUUCAGCCAAGUUGGGCUGAAGUGCGCGAGACUCUCCGUUAACUGCGGAUGUCCCUGACCAAUUCAAGCGUCUUUCUGCUAAACGAGGGUUCAGCCGAUUCCUACACUAGUCGACCCUCGGAUUCCGACCUGUCCCUGGAGGAGGACCAGGAGGCGUCUCGGCGUGAAGCCGAGCGCCAGGCUCAGCUGCAGCUAGAAAGAGCCAAGUCUAAACCAGUAGCAUUUGCGGUGAAAACCAAUGUAAGUUACUGUGGGGCCCUUGAUGAAGAUUGUCCAGUCCAAGGUGCUGCUAUUAACUUUGAAACCAAAGACUUCCUGCACAUAAAAGAGAAAUACAACAAUGAUUGGUGGAUUGGUCGACUUGUGAAGGAAGGCGCAGACAUCACUUUCAUCCCAAGUCCAGUCAAACUGGAGGCCAUGAGGAUAAAACAAGAGCAGAAAGCAGCAGCUAGGAAAGGAGGAAACGCUUCAUCUGGAGGCUGGAGGUCCACCCCGCCAUCUGCAGCCAAACAGAAGCAGAAACAGACUGAACAUGUUCCUCCAUAUGAUGUGGUCCCUUCUAUGCGGCCUGUGGUGCUGGUGGGCCCUUCACUGAAGGGCUAUGAGGUAACAGAUAUGAUGCAGAAAGCCUUGUUUGACUUCCUAAAGCACAGAUUUGAUGGCAGGAUCUCUAUUACAAGGGUGACUGCUGAUCUGUCGCUGGCGAAGCGCUCAGUGCUGAACAAGAAGGCCAUAAUGGAGAGAUCCAACACACGCUCCAGUCUGGCUGAAGUUCAGAGUGAGAUAGAGAGGAUCUUUGAGCUCGCCAAAUCUCUUCAGCUGGUCGUCCUAGAUGCAGACACCAUCAACCACCCAGCACAGCUCCUCAAAACUUCUCUAGCUCCCAUCAUUGUCUACGUCAAAGUGUCCUCGCCAAAGGUUUUACAGAGGCUGAUCAAAUCUCGAGGGAAGUCACAAAGCAAACACCUCAAUGUCCAGAUGAUGGCAGGGGACAAGCUAGCUCAGUGUCCACCUGAGAUGUUUGAUGUCAUCCUGGAUGAGAAUCAGCUGGAAGAUGCAUGUGAACACCUUGCAGAGUACUUGGAAAUAUACUGGCGCGCUACACAUCUGCCCUGUUCUGCCCCUGUUAACCCAUUACUGGACCAAAGUGUGAUCACCCCACCCUCAGCUAACUCCAGCCAACAGUUUUCUGAGACUCAAGAGUUGAUAGAAUGAUAACUACCACAGACAUAGGAGUAGCCUGUGCUGUCGGCUGGGGUCAGACUAGGAGGUCUUGGAGCACAGGGACCAGGGUGCCACCAGGGGGCAGCAGCAGCCCUAAUUUCUCCUAAACCAGCCACCACCUUCUCUGGCCACACCUGGGACAAAGAAGAGAACAACAGUCCCUCGAGAGAGAAGGAGCAGGAGGCUGGUGAACUGGGAGAAGAGGAGAAACAAAACCCAGGAGAGGAGCAGACAAGAGGAUGAAAAUUCAACCAGAGGAGGCUCCACCUCACUGCUGCCCCCUUGGCAAGUGCUCCCUGCUCCCACCACCAUGUGACAACUCAGGGCCGCUUUCUACAGCUGCAGGCCUACUGGUAACUAAAACCAGUACAGCAGUGCAGUCACUAGACACCCCCCUCCCUCACCCUCCCCUCCACCCAGACCUUGUUCCCAACUCCGCGCUUUCACACUGGAGGUCACAUGGCACAGCUGAGCCAGCCCAUGUGUGAUCAGACACUCAGACGUGGCUGUACCAGACAGGCUAAUUCAGCUCUCAUUGCAGACAAAUUACACACCUGUGACGCCAGAGUAUGUUAGCAUUCAAUACUGUAGCAUAGCAACAUUAUCGGUAUAGCAAAAUACAAACAUGAAUAGCUUCCCAUUGUAGGGUUCCCAGGGUUUCCUCUCUGAUAAACCGGGUUUCCUGUACCGGCCAAAGAGUGCAGAGAGUGACAGAAAACCAAUUCUGUAUGUCUUCCAUCUCUACAGCUCUGUGUGAGCUGUCACCUCACCAAAUGUUUCCUUAAAGGCACAAUUAUUCCUUUAUCAGUUGCUUUCUUUCCUUGUUUAUCCUGUAGCCUUUUUUUUUUAAAUGUUGGUUUUCCAUUUAUUUUUUACAGUAACUAUACUAUCUAUACUACUAUUUGUAAUUAAUGUCUUGGCCCUCAGUAUAGCUGACAAUGUAUGCAGCAACAAUGCAAAACUCAUACAUGACAAGUACAGGCUUGAACAGAACAGUCUAUAUGCAUCUUUUGUCACAACUGUGAAUGUAUAAAUGCUGGCCCAGUGGCUUAGGUGGGAUUAUUUACAUUAACUGUGGUUUGUUUUCAGAUGGUCGUUGGCAAGUCUCAUAACCUAACUAACUAAAAUGAACAUGCAAUUUGGUGUUAACGAGGAAAUGUGUUUUAUCACACAAAAGCAAAAGAAAAUAGAAGGCUCACUGAUGUUUAACAUAAAAAAGGACAGAUGCUCCAGUCUCAGGCUCUCAGUUAUGAAGCAUUGGAUAUUUAAUUUCCCGACACCAGGCUUUUCCUGAUGAUGGUUUUAAAGCUUGAAACUGGGAUAAUGACUCUGUCAAUUCACUCUUAGAACCAGAUGUUGCAUAUCAUGUGUAAAAAACAAUCAUUUCUGUUGGUUGUUAGUUAGAUUUAGACAAAAUGACAAAGAGGAUUAAACCACACUUAUCUUCAGGUUUCCAAUUGGACUGGAAAAUGUAAAA